This is a messenger RNA of Canis lupus familiaris (dog), 6974 nucleotides long. It is a transcript of the gene IL7R, whose product is annotated as interleukin 7 receptor. The transcript is spliced from 8 exons. Gene Ontology annotation, molecular function: cytokine receptor activity; protein binding. Gene Ontology annotation, cellular component: external side of plasma membrane; membrane. NCBI's taxonomy places the organism in Eukaryota, Metazoa, Chordata, Mammalia, Carnivora, Canidae. Gene Ontology annotation, biological process: cytokine-mediated signaling pathway; positive regulation of receptor signaling pathway via JAK-STAT; hemopoiesis. The record is from RefSeq and is a predicted model, not a curated record. Bases 430 to 1599 code for a protein of 389 amino acids.
GAGACUUUGAAGAUGCCGAGCUGGAUGAUUAUUCAUUCUCUUGCUACAGUCAGUUGGAAGUGGAUGGAACCCAACACCUGUUGACCUGCACUUUUGAUGACCCUGACAUCAACAGCACCAAUCUGGAAUUUGAAAUAUGGAGCAUAACCAGUCACUCAAAGACCACGGCAGCCCAGAGCUGGGAGACUGCACCUAAAGCUGAGGCAUCCUCCUGAGAUUUUAACCUCAUGCCCAUCUCACCUCAAGCCACAGACAUAGUCUUUCUGCUCAGAGUCCAGGAACAAUCCCAGAAAGGGCUCUCAUGAGCACAUGCUGAGAAAAGUAUACUCACAUCCAAUUUACCAAAGAAAACCAACACAUUCUGGAUUGUAGGUAGUAAAGGAUCUUUUUAGAACAUAUUCCCUAUGACCUUUUAAAAAAAUCUGGUUAAUGAGAAAAAUUCUUUCCAUUGGAGCUCUUUUGAAUGUAAAAUGUCUGACUUUUAAUAAACUGCAAGAGAUGUAUUUCAUCAAGACAAAGAAAUUCUUACUCAUUGGAGACAGUGAAAUAUAUGUGAAGCUUGAAGGAAAGAAUAUAACUUCCAAGAAAUUGAACAUAGUCCGGAUAGUUAAACCUGAGGCUCCUUUUGAUGUAAGAGUCAUCUAUCGAGAGGGAGCGAAUGACUUUCUGGUGACAUUUAACACAUCUCACUUACAAAAGAAGUAUGUAAAAGAAUUAGUGCAUGAGGUAGCCUAUCGCCAAGAAAAAAAUGAAAAUGACUGGACGUGUGUUAACUUAUCCAGUACAAAGCUGACACUCCUACAGAGAAAGCUACAACCUGAUGCAAUGUAUGAGAUUAAAGUCCGGUCCAUCCCUAACGCCAACUAUUUCCAAGGCUUCUGGAGUGAAUGGAGUCCAAGCUUCCACUUUAGAACUCCAGAGAUCACAGGGCGGAUGGAUCCUGUUUUACUAACUAUUAGCAUCCUGAGUUUCUUCUCUGUGACUCUGAUGGUCAUCUUGGCCUUUGCAUUAUGGAAAAAAAGAAUUAAGCCUAUGGUGUGGCCCAGUCUUCCUGAUCAUAAGAAGACUCUGGAACAACUGUGUAAAAAACCAAAAAAGAAUUUGAAUGUGAGUUUCAAUCCUGAAAGUUUCCUGGACUGCCAGAUUCAUAAGGUGGAUGGCAUUCAAGCUAGAGAUGAAGCAGAAAGCUUUCUGCAAGACACUUCUCCACAGCUAGACGAGUCUGAAAAGCAGAGGCUUGGAGGGGGCUUGCAGGGCCCUACUUGGCCACCUGAGCAUGCAGUCAUCACCCCAAAAACUUUCAGAGGAGAUCCACCUUUCGGAUGCCUGGCCGGGAAUGUCAGUAUGUUUGAGGCCCUUGCACUCCCCUCUUCCAGGUCCGCAGACUGCAGGGAAGGUGGCAAGAAUGGGCCCCAUGUGUACCAGGGUCUACUGCUUGGCCCUGGAACUACAAGCGGCACGGUGCCCACUCCAUUUCCUUUCCAAUCAGGAAUCCUGACACCGAACCCAGCUGCCCAGGGACAGCCUGUGCUCACUUCUCUGGGAUCAAGUCAGGAAGAAGCAUAUGUCACCAUGUCCAGCUUCUACCAAAACCAGUGAAUUGACAGAAGUGCAGGACUGGAACCAUGAUGACUGACAAAGAUGACAGGGCCCUUACCUACUCUCCCUUGCAGCACAAAGAAAAUGAAAUUAAUGCAAGCACUCCAUAUAAUCUAUAGGAUUCUCAAACAUAGCUUGGACCACUCCUCCCCAACCCAGGGGCAUCUGGCUUAAGGCAGGAGCACUCUGCUUCAGACAACCCAAAUUAUUCCAUUAUUUCAGAAAGGAAAAAAAAAGCAGGAAAGAGUGAAAGGGUGGAGGAGAGGAAAGUGGGGAACAGAAGUCAGGAAGAGGGCAAGGGAAGACAGAAGGAAGUAGAACAGGGAUGAUAGCUACCAUUAUUAGGACUCACUGUGUGUUCUAUGCUCUCUACAGCUUGUCUCUCUGCAUCCUCAUGGUGAUCCUGGGCCAUUGGCACAAUUAUUGUUGUUAUUAUUAUUAUUCUAUCCAUUAAUAGAUGAUGAAACUGACGCUUAGAGGUGUUAAGUAACUUGUCCAUUUUGCCCCCACUCAGCUUUGUUUGAUGGCCAGGAGUCUAACUGUGCCCCACCCACCUGAUGCCACCAACUGAGCCAUGUGCCUCCACCUUGACUAGGGAUGGUCACAUUCUCAAGUGCCAGACCUCACUAAUAACAAAUGAGAUGACAAAAAAAAAAAGAGAUGACUAUAGAAUUUAUUGUCCAAACUGGGCAGCUUUUGAAAAUGAAAAGGGAAGUUAUACAUACUCCAGGACAAGCAGCGUAAGCCAGGAGUGUCCCAGACACACAGAGAUAUGACCACUAAACUAAAAAGGCUAAGAGAAAGAAGGGGUCACACAGUGUGCAAACUACCAUGGCCAGCCACAUCUAUGAAAACUGAAGAAGGCAAGAAAAACUCACCAAUCCCAUUUGAUUUUGUUUUUCUGAAAAAGGAGAAGCCCAGAAUUUCUAGUUAGUUAUCAAGAGUAUGAUUCUCUUGCUACCACCACCCAGCUACAUCCAUCGAUAAUAGAAGAGACUGUUGCCAGCUCUGGACUCAGGUGCAUUUGAGCAAUGAGCCCAAAAUAACCUUUCUAUGUGUGUAGAGAUUGCCCCAACCCAAAUGUGUCUACAAACCGUCCUGAGUGUGAUGGCCAUGGAUGUGGCCACAAGCUUCGGGGAGAAGACCUACACGCACAUGCAGUGAGUGAGCUGACUAUGGCCAUGUUCUUAAAGAUAAGGAAGAUUUGACAUGCAUCCUCUUGCAUUUCUUGGUCUAGGUGAAUUCCUAGUGACUAUCUCAAACCAAGAACCAAGUCAAGAUAGCUGAGCAAUUGCAACCGAGGACAGUGCAGCCGAGGCCUCUACCGCAGGCCCCCCGCCCCUGGGUACAUGCAGAACCACACAGGGCAGCCAAGGCACAGGAAGACAUGAAGGGCAUAGGUCCAGGGUUGGGUUUUGUUUUGUUCAGGAGUUUGUCACUGUUGUUGUUGUUGUUGUUGAUAUUUUGUAUCUUUUUGUUCUGGUUUUAGUUUGUUGAGGGGGGGGCGGCGAAGUGUUUUUAAUUUUCUUGUUUGUUUUGUUUUGUGAUAUCUGUGAAGGGGGUUUUAGAUUUUGUAGAACAGAUCUUAACUGUUGGCUUAGAGGUCUAAUGAUAAUAAGAUCAUUUAUUCUUCGUCGGGCAUUGUAUUUUCCAAAUCCUUUUCUCUGAAUCAAUAGUGAUGAAUAUAAUCUCACAUUCUUUUAGAUUUGCUUAGUGCUUUUGUGAUUUUCAAAGCAUUUCCAUAAGCAUUAUCCCUUUUUUUUCCCUUGACAAGUAUUUAUGGAAAGCCUCCCACGUACCAACCGCAGGGUUGGGUGCAGGGGAUCUAAGACAAAUAAAGCUGGGGGCCUCAUAAAGUAGAAAAUCUAAUGAGGGUGGGUGGCAGCUUCAUAAACAAAUGACCAUAGUAACACGAAGUGCUAUAAUAGAGGCAUUUCCAAGUGCCCUGUUGAAGACAAUCAGGAGAGAUGCCAAAAAAGGGAUACACGUCUACCCAGAGGAAAAGCAGAAUCGGCCUGGCGUGUCAGCAGCAGAAGACCUUUCCACCAGCCGGACGUGUGUUCUUUACCUUUUGUAGAAAUGGGAACCGGGUCUCAAAGAGGAGGUUAUCCUAGGAAACCUCAUGCCAACCUGGUCCUGUACCUUCUGUGUCAUUGUUAGCUUUCGUUUACGGAAAAGUUGGGCACAGAGAGGACAAAUAAGUUACUCAGCCUUAAGUGUGAAGUCAGGACUGGAAGGCAUUAAGUUUAUUUCCCUGUAACAGUAGACAGUCUCUCAAAAAAAUGAGGGGGUAAGUCUUGAGGAAGACUCUAGCUCUAAAAUCCCGUGUUUCGGGAUUGUUGGGCACAGAUUAUCAUUUGAAUUUCAUGUGUGAAUGUCUGUCUGUUACUGGAGGGAUUUAAAGUCCAUGUACUAUACUCAUAAUCGGAACUGCUGCUAACGCGUGAUGUUCUACUCAGGGACAACAUAUAAUGUCAGAUUACAAGUUUGUUCUGACCGACCUCCUUUUGGAUUUCAUGAAGAAAGAAAAGCUGGUGAGAGCCCAUGCAUAAGUCAGAGAUGGAAACUGCUAGUUCUAUAUAGCAUGAAAUGAAAACUGUUAAGCAGGCAGCUCAUUUGGUCGAUUAAACAGUCCUGGCUGGAUCUAGGGAGCCCUGGCUUAUUUGCCUGAUUUUCCACUAACCUUUGCCUCUCCUGUCAUUCUGGUUUCCAUGGAAACUUGCUUCAGAAAAGCCAAGUAUAAGCUAUUUCAGAUGUGUAUACUUGUGUUUUCAUAGCACUUCUGGAAGGGCUACAAGACAGAGCUGGCCAGGAAGGUGAUGAGAACAUGUGGUAAGACAACUGGAAUGGUACAGGUCAGAUGGCAUUUGUCAGCUCAGUGGUUUUUCUUUGGGGUUAUUUUAAAAACUCUCAAUCGUUCACUACAGUGAAGGGUCUCUGAUUUGUACCUCCCAUGUGCAUUACAAACAUUUUGCAGAGCUGCUAAGUGUAUAAGUAUCCAAUGUGUGUGAUCAUCUCAUAUUUAAUUAAACGCUAUGGAAUUCUCUGUGCUUGUACUUGUCUUCCGUGAGGAAUAGGGACAAAAUGGGCCACAGUUCUCCUUAGCCACUGAGAGCAUUCUGGUGUCAUUUGCUGUUAUUUUAUAUUUGGAUGUUCAUGGGAAAUGCAUUCAUCCAUUGAGUAGUGAAUUCACAAAUUAAUGAAUUAACAGCAAUUUGUUGAGUAUCUGCUUUGCACUACUUUGUCCUGUGCUAGCUAUAGGAGUUACAGAGAUGAGAUGCACUGUUUCCAGCUUACAGUCACCGGGGGACAGAGACACAUAGGAACAGUGACAGUGUCAUAUCACAGCCUUUAAGGCAACGUGUCAUCAGGAUUCUCAGCUGAAGCAAUAGUAACAAAUUUAGGCUGUUCAGAGCUGAAAAGGAAUUUAAUAAAGGCUACUAGAGUCCUCCCAGAUAUCUGAGAGGGUCAGAGAACCAAACAUGGAGUUCCCACAGCCACCCCUUAUCUCUACCACUGGCACCCCCAGGAACUGAAAUCGGCCUCCUCCACGGCCACCACCAACCCCAGAGCAGAUUUGGUAGCUAUGUCUGGCAGCGUCACGUCACUGGCCACCGAUUUAAAGGAGGGGCUGGAGCCAGUGGUUCGGUAUAACUAUGCCUAGCUGGGGUACCUGCACUCAAGCGAUGGGGAGCAGAGAAGAACAUAGCUGGCGGUCGCAUCUCCUACAGUAAGAGGCGGUGUCUCGUAGAGUGGGGUGGUCCCCAAAUAUAUGAAUGAGCUUCUGCUGCUGGCCGGGGGAAAAAAAUUAUAAAAGACCAGAAGAGGUAAUGUGAAGGAAAUCGCACUUUGAUGUAGCAGUGCAGAGUAAGCAGGAAUGUGCCAGAUAAAGGAGUGUGGAGGACAUUUCUUGGCAAAGGAAACAGUGUGCUCAAAGUCACGGAUCUGUGAGAACACAGGACAUUCGGGGAGUUACACAUACAAAAGGUGAUGUCUCCUUGUCCUCCUUGUUGAGAACAGUAGAGUGUUGAUUGUCAGACAUAGGGCACUUUCAUAAAAAAUAAUACAUAUCUGCCUGGAACAUUUUAUUUUAGUUAGAAACAUCUGCCUAUAUGUUCUUUCCCCACUCAUUUGUAACAAGGCCAAAGCCACUCCUUUGGGUUGUGGGCUGUUGACCGUGGUUUCACAUUGUCUUUCUUUGCUAAAGCACACUGCAACACAUCAUCUCUUCUCCCUAGUUUUGCUUUCUUUAAGAUGGAUAAGGACUUUCAGACCCAAAAAAGAAAAUCUAAGUGUAAGUGUCUAACUUCUAAAGGUAUUCUCCAGCUUAAUCUCAUAUCAUCGUGUUUUCAACGCUGUGGUAGCAAGAUUCUUUCAACGUGACUUUGUCAGGUUUUUUCAAACCAUUGAAGGUUGUCAUAGAUCAACGUCAAUCUUUCUUUGCAUACUUGUACUUUAUUGGCCUCGUAAUAUGGUUACAAUAACAGGUCUAACUGGUCUAAACAAGUCUGGAACAUGCAGGACUGACUUGGGUGAGUUUAAGUUUCACUGGGUGAGUACAGAAUGUUCUAGAGGAUAACCUGCUAGCCGCCAAGUCUCAGUGUAGAUGUCAGUGUAUCUCACAGAGAGAAUGAAGGGUGCGGGUUCCUUCAGCAGGUGGUUCAUCCUCAGGCAGAGAGUCUGCUGAGCAGAGGCUGAUAUGGCACUUGGCAGAGUUAGUGGGGGCCAGUGGUUAAGCGUUUGACAUGCCAGUCUCAGAAGUUUUGAUUUAGUCCUCAAGUGGUGGGAGUACUUGGGAGGAUUUUAAUCAGGUGCAGCAUAAUAAAUUCCAUGUGUGAUCAGGGUUUAUGGAGGAAUCCUAUAACACCUUGUGCUUACCUCUACUGUCACCACGUUGAUUUGUCACUACCUAAUCUGACUCCCCUAUGGGCUUCUACACUCUGGUGGAGACAAUUGUGACUUAUUGGGAUUUAUGUCUGUUGCUAAACACAAUACCUAAGAUCCAGACAGCACUCAAUCAUAACGUGGAAUGAAUGAAUCAGCAUGUUAGCGAAUGAUAUUGCAUUAGUCAGUGUCUUUCUUCAUAACCAUUCAGGAUAGAAUGAUGCCAGGCCGGGAUGCUCAGAGGCAGGCACUGCAUCUCUGAGAGAGUAGAACAUCUGGGCAGCCACGUGUAAGAAGUCGGUUGCCUUCCCCAUCCACAGUUACCUCCCCAGCUGCACUCUUAACCACUGUAACCACAGACAUGGGGAAACAAUAGGGUAGGGGAGAGAAUUUUCCAAAGCUUCAUUUCUCUGAUGAAUGUCUGAAUUUAAUUUUGCUUAUUUACUUAUUUUUUUAUUUUAGAUGCACAUUAAAGUCUAAUCUAACUUCUA